Pomacea canaliculata is the source of this 330-nucleotide messenger RNA. RefSeq names its product glutaredoxin-like. The record is from RefSeq and is a predicted model, not a curated record. Gene Ontology annotation, cellular component: cytoplasm. NCBI's taxonomy places the organism in Eukaryota, Metazoa, Mollusca, Gastropoda, Architaenioglossa, Ampullariidae. The transcript is spliced from 2 exons. Gene Ontology annotation, molecular function: glutathione disulfide oxidoreductase activity. Gene Ontology annotation, biological process: cellular response to oxidative stress. The coding region runs from base 1 to 330 and encodes 109 amino acids.
AUGGGAGGAAGCAGCUCAAAAUUGAACUUUGCAGGACAAGAGGCAGAGUUCAUUAAAAAUGAGGUGGAAUCAAACCAGGUUGUGUUAUUCAGCAAGACUACAUGCCCCUACUGUUGCAACGCCAAGUCUUUGCUUUCUAACUUGGGAGUUAAUUAUAUGGUUCAUGAGCUAGACCUUCGGAGUGAUGGAUCAAAAUUGCAAGAUACACUGGAGACCAUAACAGGGGCCAGAACAGUUCCACGGGUGUUCAUAAACGGAAAAUGCACGGGAGGCUUUUCUGAGCUGCAGGACUUGCACAGCACUGGAAGGUUGAAAGAACUUCUUGGUUAG